Molecule: messenger RNA, 342 nt
Organism: Haemonchus placei
Lineage: Eukaryota; Metazoa; Nematoda; Chromadorea; Rhabditida; Trichostrongylidae
Source: the annotation of a GenBank genome assembly
AUGGAGGGUGACCAGUGCCAGACAGAGUGCUCAUUGCAAUGGACCGAAUCCGACCUCAUCAUUCGAGCGAAACGGGCUGAGAAAGAAGCUGAAGUUGAGGCCAGUGGCGAGAAGGUCGUUGAGGGAAGCGGGGAAUCGAACGAUGAGGGAAGCGGUGAAGGAAGCGGCGAGGCGGCUCAGGAAGAGAAAGAAGCAGAGGCCUCUGGUGAAGGAUCUGGAGAAGCUGAAGCUUCUGGUGAGGGAUCAGGAGUCGAAAGUAGUGGCGAAAAGGAAGCUAACAAGUCAGAAGAGGAGGAGAAAGAGAAGAAGGGAGAGAAAGCCGUUUUAGUGGCUGCCCUCUAA